CUUCGAUAUAUAGCUACCAAAGUCAUGGCAUACUUGUUAGAUAAAAAGCUAUCAGCAGUGUUUGAAGUCUUGUUAAGAAUUGCAAUUGCAUUGAUUCCCUUAUCCCAUUUUGCUGCGUUUGCUUUUGCUAACUCCACAACUUCUUUGGUGUCUGCUGCUGCUGCUGGAGACGUAGGAAAGGAAUGGAAGGAAGCAGAAGCUCUUCUUAAUUGGAGAGCUAGUCUUGACAACCAAAGCCAAACUCUCCUAUCUUCUUGGGGUGAAGGCAGCCCCUGCAAAUGGGUUGGAAUUCGCUGCGACAAGGCAGGAAGUCUCACCGGUCUAAACCUUUCGAGUUUUGGUUUGAUAGGUACGCUUUCCAACCUCAGUUUCUCAUCCUUUCCCCACCUUCUCGCCAUUGAUCUAUCAUGGAAUUCUCUUUAUGGAAAUAUUCCUGACCAAAUUGGUAACAUUUCCAAACUCACCCUUCUCAACUUGGCUCACAAUGAUCUUUCCGAAACUAUUACUUCAAGCAUUGGUAGACUUUCUAGACUCUCCUAUCUUGAUUUUUCUAGCAAUCAGCUUUCUGGAAGAAUUCCAUCCGAGAUAGGUCUAUUGAGGGCUCUACUUUCCCUUGCAUUGGACACAAAUAGUCUCACAGGAUCCAUUCCUACUUCUAUAGGAAACUUGGGUAACUUGUAUGAGCUUGACCUUUACGACAACAAACUUUCUGGUUCAAUUCCAACCACUAUUGGAAACUUGACUAAGCUCAUCAAUUUGAAAUUGAUGGUGAACAAACUAAGUGGUUCCAUUCCACCUGAAAUUAAUAAUCUUACCAAUUUGAGAAAUUUGGUACUAGGUAGCAACGAAUUUACCGGCCAUUUAUCUCAAUAUAUAUGUCAUGCUGGAUCACUUUUACAUUUUUCCAUAAGCGAUAACCAUUUUACAGGUCCUAUCCCAAAAGGUUUGAAAAACUGCACCACUCUAACCAGGAUUAGGCUUGAUGGAAACCAACUAGUGGGAAAUAUAACUGAGGAUUUCAGCAUUUACCCGAGCUUGAUCUACAUGGAUUUGAGUUAUAAUAAUCUUUAUGGUGAGCUUUCAUCAAAGUGGGGGCAGUGCCAAAAUUUGACAAGCCUGAAAGUCUCCAACAAUAAAAUUUCAGGCAAUAUACCUCCCGAGCUUAGUGGGGCAACUCAGCUAGUUGAGCUUGAUCUCUCAUCAAAUCAUCUAAUGGGAAAGAUUCCAAAGGAACUAAGGCGCCUAAAGUCAUUGAUCACACUUCUGUUGAGUGAUAACCAAAUUUCAGGUAAAAUUCCUUCAGAAAUUGGAAUGCUAUCUAGGAUGAAAAAUUUGAACCUAGCGGGAAACAAUCUAAGUGGUUUGAUUCCCAAAGAACUUGGGGAUUGCUCAAAUUUACUAUUCUUAAAUAUGAGUAGAAAUAUACUUGAGGGAAGUAUUUUUUCUGAAAUAGGUAGACUUAAUUCUCUUGAAAAUCUUGAUCUGAGCAUGAACGCCUUGAUAGGAAAGAUACCACCACAGGUUGGAGACUUGCCACGGUUAGAAAUAUUGAACAUUUCUCACAAUAAUCUCUCUGGUUCCAUCCCAUCAACUUUUCCUGAUAUUUCAAGCUUGACAUCUAUUGAUAUAUCCUACAAUGACCUAGAGGGUCCUAUUCCCAACAUAAAAGCCUUUCGCGAUGCUCCAAAUGAAGCAUUUCAAAAUAACAAGGGCUUGUGCGGUAAUGUCACUGGUUUGAAGGCCUGCCCACAAAUGAUUCAUAAUCCUUUACAUAGAAAUUAUGUGAUAAUAAUUUUAGUCCCACUUUUGGGCACUUUGUUUGUUGUAUUUAUCACAUUUCAAGUUUCACAUAAAUGUAGCCAAAGAGUGAUGAAGAUAGAAAACAAGCUAACAAGCACACAAAAUGAUGAUCUUUUUGCAAUAUGGAGCUUUGAUGGGAAAAUGGUUUAUGAAAACAUCAUUGAAGCCACAGAGGAAUUCAGUUCCAAAUAUUGCAUUGGACUAGGAGGGUACGGAAGUGUUUACAAAGUUGAGUUGCCAACAAGUCAAGUCGUUGCUGUGAAGAAACUUCACUCACUACCUAAUGGUGAGACACCCAAUCAAAAAGCCUUCAUAAGUGAAAUUCAUGCCUUAACAAAAAUAAGACAUCGGAAUAUUUUUUUGGAAGGAGGAAGUUUGUUACAGUUACUAAACAAUGAGGAACGAGCAAAAGCAUUUGAGUGGAUUAAGAGAGUGAAUGUUAUCAAAGGUGUGGCAAAUGCUUUAGCUUAUAUGCACCAUGAUUGCUCAACUCCUAUCAUUCAUCGUGAUAUAUCAAGUAAGAAUGUUUUACUAGAUAUAGAGUAUGAGGCUCAUAUAUCUGACUUUGGCACUGCUAGGCUUUUGAAGCCCGAUUCUUCCAACUGGACUACACUUGCUGGCACCUAUGGAUACAUGGCUCCAGAGCUUGCAUACACAAUGGAAAUUAAUACAAAAUGCGAUGUAUAUAGUUUUGGAGUGCUGACUUUAGAAAUAAUCAUGGGAAAGCAUCCAGGAGAUCUCAUCUUAUCUCUAUCACCAUCAACAACAUUUACAACCCAUAAUAUGCCACUGAACGAUUUGUUGGACAAACGCCUUUCACUUCCUACAAAUCAAGUUGCAAGUGAUUUGCUCCACAUUGCAAAUAUUGCGAUUGCUUGCCUGCACACUAGUGCACAAUCUCGUCCAACAAUGCAACAAGUUUCUCAAGAAAUAUCUACUCAGAAAGCACGUUUGGUAAAGCCAUUGCAGAUGAUCAAAUUAGGUGAAGUGGUGACCGUUUAA
Molecule: messenger RNA, 2802 nt
Organism: Quercus lobata
Lineage: Eukaryota; Viridiplantae; Streptophyta; Magnoliopsida; Fagales; Fagaceae
Product: MDIS1-interacting receptor like kinase 2-like
Exons: 3
Coding region: 25-2802 (925 amino acids)
Biological process (GO): protein phosphorylation
Molecular function (GO): protein binding; ATP binding; protein kinase activity
Source: RefSeq, a predicted model, not a curated record